Messenger RNA from Varanus komodoensis (Komodo dragon), 1655 nucleotides. Its product is annotated as GTPase IMAP family member 8-like. Gene Ontology annotation, molecular function: GTP binding. The coding region runs from base 102 to 1640 and encodes 512 amino acids. Lineage: Eukaryota; Metazoa; Chordata; Lepidosauria; Squamata; Varanidae. The record is from RefSeq and is a predicted model, not a curated record. The transcript is spliced from 5 exons.
GAGAGGAGCGGAGCGGAGAGGAACAGGGCAGUGUCUCUCGAGCGCCGGAGAAGGCGGCCAGACGUGCUGCGGUUUCUUUCUCGAACACCGGGAGAGACGAAAUGUAUUCGGGCAGUAAUAACGACAAGCCAGGCGCUCCCAAAGCACAGGAGAGCAGCAUCAGUGUCAUCGAUAAGGAAGCAGAGCUGCGCAUCGUCCUCGUCGGCAAGGCCGGGGCGGGCAAAAGCGCCGCCGGGAACACGCUCCUGGGCGACCGGAGGUUCGAGUCCAGGCUCUCCGCCCAAAAGCCCGUGACCCGGACCUGCAGGCGGGAGGAGCGCGCGGCGCCGUGGGAGGGGAAGCGAGUCGCGGUCAUCGACACGCCCGCCCUGCUCGAGGACCGCGUCGCAGAGACGUGGAGGUCCGCGGAGAUCCGGAGGUGCUUCGAGCUGUGCCGCCCGGGCCCCCACGCGCUGGUGUUCGUGCUGCAGGCGGGCCGCUUCACCGAGGAAGACCAGGCGGCCGUGCAGAGGGUGGGGGAGGCCUUCGGCCCAGAUGCCCCCCGCUACAUGGUGCUGCUCUUCACCCGCGCGGAGGACAUGGACGCGGGGUGCCCGCAGGAAUACGUCCGCUCCUCAGGCAACGAAGCUCUCCAGGACCUGGUUGGGAAGUGCCAGAACCGCUGCUGUGCGUUCGACAACAGGGCAGUGGGAGGGAAAGGCGCCCCCCAGGCUGAGGGGCUUCUGCGUGUGAUUGAGCAGAUGGUGCGGGAGAAUCAGGACAAGCCGUACCUCAAGGAGCCUCCCCGAGGGGGAUCCGAUGAAGCCCAGAUGGACACAGAAGACUCGCCAGAGCCCGGAAACAUCCGCCACAUCCGUGAGGAUUCGGACAUACUCAUUGUGCUCGUUGGGAAGACCGGAGGAGGGAAAAGUGCCACGGGCAACACCAUUCUGGGCGAAAAGAAGUUCGAGUCGAAACUCUCCCAAAUUCCGGUGACCCAAACCUGCCAGAGAGAAGCCCGGGUGGAGCCGUGGAAGGGGAAGCGGCUGGCUGUGCUCGACACCCCGGCCAUCUUCGACGCCAGCACGGCACCUCAGCAUGCCCGGGAGGCGGAGAAGUGCCGCUCCCUGCUGGGGGGCGGCCGCCACGUGCUGGUGUUUGUCACGCAGGUGGGCCGAUUCACCAGGGAAGACCAGGUGGCCGUGCAGGGGGUGGAGAAGCUCUUCGGCCAGGAAGCCGCCAAGAAGAUGGUCGUCCUGUUCACGCGCAAGGAGGACCUCGACGCGGACAGCCUGCUGGGGCACGUGGAGCGGUCGGGCAACCAAGCCCUCCAGGAGCUCGCCCGGAAGUGCGGGGGCCGCUGCUGCGCGUUCAACAACAGGGCGACGGGCAAGGAGAGCGCCGCGCAGGUGGAGGAGCUGCUCUCCGUGGUGGAGCAGGUGGUGCGGGAGCAGCUGCCUCUGGGGAAGCCCCCGGAGGAAGCAGCAGCCGGAGAGCCGCAGGAAGACAGGCUGCGAGAAAGGGGGCCCGGAGGAAGCGGGCAGAAGGGUCCGGAGGGCGCGGAGAGCCCCGAGGAAGGAGGGGGGCCGGACCCUGACGCGCUUCCAAGGAAGAUGCAAAAGAUGGGGGUCGAGGGGGGGCCGAGGGAGACCUCCCUGUGAACGGAGCGGCCAUGG